AUGGCGACGACGUUAGAGUCUUUGAGGGAUACCCUCAUCACAAACCCCCUGGCGGCCACUGUUGCCGACGCGCUCAACUCCUUUUCGGAACGACGAGCUAAGCUCGGCCUCAGCAACCCUGGCACCGUCGAGAACUUGGCCAAGGAAGUACAGCGCGAUGUUCUUCUCCAGGGCUACAUGUUCACUGGCAUCAAGGCCGACUUGACCAAGAUGUUCAGCCGCCUGAGCCCCUACAACUUUGCUGCCCUCUACGGUACCAACAACGUCUUCCUUCAAGCCCAGCUCGAUAACGAAGGGUCCUUGUCGAGCCGCUUCAACUUCCGAUGGGCCGACAAGCUCGUCAGCAAGACCCAACUCCAGCUCUCCAACGAUGGAAACAAUAUGGCCCAGAUCGAGAACGAGUAUACCGGCGAUGACUUCACUGCCUCUCUUAAGAUUUACAUCCAGUCCGUGACUUCCAAGCUCGGUCUUGGUUUCGAGACCGUAUGGCAGCGUGGUGUUCUUACCCAGCCUCCCGAGACCGCCCUCUCUCUUUGCGCGCGCUACAAGUCGGACGACUGGGUUGCCACCGCCCAGCUCCAGACUCAGGGCGCUCUCUCCACUACCUACUGGCGCCGAAUCUCCGACAGGGUGCAGGCUGGUGUUGACAUGUCGUUGGCCCUCGUCCCUAGCCAAGGCGGUCCUCUCGGCGGCGGCAUCUCCAAGGAGGGAACCACCACCGUUGGUGUCAAGUAUGACUUCAGGAUGUCCACCUUCCGCGCCCAGUUCGACUCCAAGGGCAAGAUUGGUCUCUUGGUUGAUCACUUCUCGCAGCAAGCCAAGGUUGGCGUCGGUGUGUCGGUCGAGGGUGGCAGCGACGAGCUUGAGCAGCAACAGGAGAUGAUGGGUCAGCAGCCGGCGGCGCUCAACAUCCCCUUUAAACGAGAAGAAGCGCCCUUGAUGCCGGUCACGCGAUGGCAGAGGGCAGAAAAUGGCGCCUGGGAGCCGACAUUUUCUUUGUGA
This is a messenger RNA of Parascedosporium putredinis, 1002 nucleotides long. The record is from the annotation of a GenBank genome assembly. Lineage: Eukaryota; Fungi; Ascomycota; Sordariomycetes; Microascales; Microascaceae.